AUGUCGAGAUCGACUCUUACAGGGCUGAACACCUCCAGCUCGGAGAGAGAGUACGUCGCGCUUGGCGUCGAGCUGGGGAUGCGGGGGGAUGGCCGCGGCAGGCUUGACUACCGCUCCCUCUCCGUCCAGGCCGGCGUCCUCGCACAGUCCAACGGUUCUGCGAGGGUAACCAUAGCUCACAACGGCACGGACGUCCUCGCUGCGGUCAAGGUGGAGGUGGGAGAACCGGGCCUUGAAGCUCCUGGCGCGGGCCGCGUGGAGGUGUGCGUCUCGUGCUCGAACAGCCUCUUCCCCAAGUUCGACGAACGGUCAUCGGGGGACGUGAACGCGGUGUUGAGCGGGGCACUCGAGAGAAGCAUGCAGGGAGUCGGCGGGCUCGACCUCGAUGCCCUCGGGAUCGUGGACGGCAAGUUCUGCUGGGUGGUCUUCGUCGACAUCCUGGUACUGCAGGCUGACGGAAACUUGCUAGACGCGUCGUCGUUUGCCGCGUACACCGCGCUCAACACCGCACGAAUACCCAAGGUCACGCCUCUUGUCGGGGAGGGCGGGAUCUACGACGACUUCGAGAUAUCAUCGGAGAUCGACGACGCCGUCGCCAUCAAGGGCGCGACGAACGUUCCCGUGUGCCUCACAAUGUCCCGGAAUGGUUUGGUAGAAGUUUUGUUUUUGGGGAGGCGAGGGACGAGACGUGGGGGGGGGGGGGGGAUGCCCGAUGUUUAA
Messenger RNA from Ectocarpus siliculosus, 720 nucleotides. Lineage: Eukaryota; Phaeophyceae; Ectocarpales; Ectocarpaceae. The record is from the annotation of a GenBank genome assembly.